AGAAAUUGUACAUAAGUUAUUCUACUCAUUUACUAUAUUUCAUUAUGCCAUUUCAGUACUGAAUUGUUAUUUUCAUAAUGUGUGCUUGUGUGAGUAGGACGAGUGAAUGUGAGGAAGAUAGAAGCAGUCAAGGUCGCGUCCAGCGAGGAGGAACCAGCUGCAUGAGUUAGAAAAACAACUAAUCUCAGAAUGUGGGCACGCUCGGACAGCGUACCAAGAUAGAAGAAGUCACACUCAGAUAAUGGAAUAUGUGAACUGGUUUCAACUGGAUCUGUUUAUGCACCCUUCCCCAUUAGCAGUUGAAACCUUCUGUAACUAGGGCGUUCCUAACUUAAUAAAAUGCAAGAGGAGCGGAGACUGAUUCAGAGUGGUUUUGGAGGAUUGUAACUGAGCAGUCUCCGAGCACUCUCCUUGCAAGUAAAAUAUACUCAAUUCUCUGUGUCUUUUCUUGUGCAGGUUAUUCUUAUAAAUGUUGGGGGUUUAAACCUAACAUUUAAAUGGUCCUUCGAGCCGGAUGCCAAGAUACCUGACGAUCCCAGCGGGCGAGUGAGAUCCAGACAAGUCUGUGGCCACAGCAUUAAGACCCUUUUACGGGACUGGUCCCUCCCUUGCGGGCUGGGAUCCGAUGGUUGAAGGUAGAUCCAAGAACGCAGAGAAUUAAAGACCAGUUAGUUGAACCAGGAGACUGGGUCCUGAUAAAAAGUAUAAAGAAGAAGCAUUGGCACUCACCUAAGUGGGAAGGACCCUACCAAGUGCUGUUAACCACAGGUACCGCAGUAAAGAUUGCAGAACGUAGUACAUGGAUUCAUUUGACCCACUGUAAAAGAAUAAUUGGACAUGUCUAAAAUAACUAUUUCCAUCAUACUGUUCGUAGUCACCAUUCUUAUAUGUUUCAUAGUGAUAACUCUAUGGUAUCUGCUGUAGCGUUGUAGCUCUUCAACGUACCACCAGAGAAAGUCCGGUUACAAAGGGAACUGUAAUUUUAGUUUGCAGUUGUCUCAAACCCGGUGAAGAUUGUCCACCACUCUGUUGUAGGUAAAUAGGAGGAGUUCCAAUCUACAGCAGAAUGAUCACUCAAGCGCAUAAAAAGAUGGUGGCAGUGGGUGGAAUAGUUGGAAUGAUUAUAGUGGUGUCAUUACUGUUGUGGGAGAAGAAUCAUAGUGUGCAGAAGAGAAGGGUGGGCUAUUAUAACACCAAACCGUCGCAAAUCCAGAAAAAGAUUUUGAAAAACCCUUGUAAUACUACAGAUGGAGAUCAGGAUAAGACAGAAGAACUGUAUUUUUGCUAUCAGAAUAACAGCACCCAAGCGGUGUUCACUUUCGAUAAUACCUUGAAAAUAGGAGGUUACGGUCUAGAUAGUUGGGAAGAUUAUGACUGGUAUUUGGACUGUAGUGGCAUGAAACAAUCAGGGCAUUGGUGGGGAAACGUGUUCACCACUACAGGAAAAUGGUCAGAGGGGUCGUUUGGGUUUUCUUCUAAUUCUAAAAAAUGGAAAAAACAGGUCUCUUUGACAAAAACAAACAGAAAGAUAAUGCUGAACAUUAAUACAACCCAAAUACCUUUCGGACAGCCCGACAGUUUCAGUGAGCAUCAGAACCUGCCGUGUCACGGACUAGCUUUAUGUAUUUGGAGGCCACACGCUCAAGAUCCCUGUACCACGUUACUGCUGUGCCCAAAUGUCACUAUGACAAAUACGACACUAUCUCUAACACCGCCAGACAUCACGCCAGGCCCAAAAUCUAGCUCCCCCGUUAAACCUAAGAUCUACAUAAAACCUGAAACUGAUGAUUGGUUCAAAAUAACCACAGGGGUAUCACGCAUUGACAACAACUGGCUCCUAAUGGUAGAGCAAGCAGCUAAAGCAUCAGGAGCAGACUGUGUAGUGUGCAUGGGAGCCAGACCACUGCUGCAAGUGGUGCCCUCAGCGCUGGGUUUAGACUGUCUAGUAGAUGUAAUGAAUAAAACUAUUCCGUCAGAAAACUGCUCCAGUUGGGAUAAAAUUUAUCCUUUGACUACUGCUGAAAAACAAAAGCCUCUAUUUUCAAAGAAGGUAGCUGUAGGAAACUUUACAUGCAUAAAUAGAACCGGUGCUGGGGUCAGACUAGGUAAAUUAAACGACACCCAAUGUUACUCAGUAGAAACAGUGAACAUGGCGUUUAAACCUAAGGCUCGCAGUGACAUCUGGUGGUGGUGUGGAGAUGAUAGAUUAUUUGACAGGUUACCAUACAAUACCACAGGAUUUUGCGCCUCAGUGUCAUUGAUAUUGCCAGUAUCCAUUACACCUCUCACCGUCACUGAUUUGUUGACCACAGUAAACGUUGUUUACCCACACACCUGGAAGAGCAGGCCAAAGAGAUCAGUAAUGUCAGAUGAUCCCACCUACAUAGACAGCAUUGGAAUUCCAAGAGGAGUUCCUACUGAGUAUAAAUUAAUAAACCAAGUAGCAGCAGGUUUUGAAUCCUCAUUAUGUUGGUGGUGUACAAUAAACAAGAAUGUAGACAGAAUCAACUACAUCCACUAUAACGUGCAGAAAUUAGGGAAUAAAACUGAAGAAGGGUUCUCCGCCAUCCACGAACAAUUGUCAGCUACCUCCCUUAUGGCUUUCCAAAACCGUAUUGCUGUCGAUAUGCUUCUAGCAGAAAAAGGAGGAGUCUGCUCUAUUUUUGGUGACCAAUGUUGUACAUUUAUUCCCAAUAAUACUGCAGCUGAUGGAAGUCUAACUAAGGCCUUGGAGGGGCUUAGAUCUCUCAACAGCAAGAUGAAAGACCACUCUGGGGUUGACACGUCAAUGUGGGAUGGAUUUGGAGACAUGUUUGGCAAAUAUAAACAAUUAGUGUUCUCUAUUUUGACCUCAAUUGCUGUGUUUACAGCUAUCCUCACCUUAUGUGGAUGUUGUUGUAUUCCCUGCAUUAGAGCAUUAUGCACUAGAGUGAUAACCACCGCUAUACAACCUGUCAAAACUGAGAUGUCAGAAAUGUAUGCACUCCUCACCCCGGACGGGGACCUUCAGACUAACAGUGAUGAUGAUGAUGAUGAUGAUGAUGAUGAUGAGAAGCUGGAGGCGAGUGAUGAAACGUCAUUACAUUUCCCUGAUCUAUUCCCAGAUCCGGGAGAUUAUGCAACUAACCUCUGAGUGUAACACUUUGAACUAUGUGAUGAAUUUGUGGCUGAAAAUCUGACAAGAAGAGGUCUACAAAUGAUGGUGAAUAUAGCAAAUAAAGUGAAUAAACAGGAGGGAAAUGUUGGAGAAAUUGUACAUAAGUUAUUCUACUCAUUUACUAUAUUUCAUUAUGCCAUUUCAGUACUGAAUUGUUAUUUUCAUAAUGUGUGCUUGUGUGAGUAGGACGAGUGAAUGUGAGGAAGAUAGAAGCAGUCAAGGUCGCGUCCAGCGAGGAGGAACCAGCUGCAUGAGUUAGAAAAACAACUAAUCUCAGAAUGUGGGCACGCUCGGACAGCGUACCAAGAUAGAAGAAGUCACACUCAGAUAAUGGAAUAUGUGAACUGGUUUCAACUGGAUCUGUUUAUGCACCCUUCCCCAUUAGCAGUUGAAACCUUCUGUAACUAGGGCGUUCCUAACUUAAUAAAAUGCAAGAGGAGCGGAGACUGAUUCAGAGUGGUUUUGGAGGAUUGUAACUGAGCAGUCUCCGAGCACUCUCCUUGCAAGUAAAAUAUA
Messenger RNA from Coregonus clupeaformis (lake whitefish), 3673 nucleotides. RefSeq lists its product as uncharacterized. The transcript is spliced from 2 exons. Lineage: Eukaryota; Metazoa; Chordata; Actinopteri; Salmoniformes; Salmonidae. The record is from RefSeq and is a predicted model, not a curated record. The coding region runs from base 1067 to 3133 and encodes 688 amino acids.